Molecule: messenger RNA, 2317 nt
Organism: Gymnogyps californianus (California condor)
Lineage: Eukaryota; Metazoa; Chordata; Aves; Accipitriformes; Cathartidae
Gene: RAB11A
Product: RAB11A, member RAS oncogene family
Exons: 5
Coding region: 56-706 (216 amino acids)
Biological process (GO): neurotransmitter receptor transport, endosome to postsynaptic membrane; exocytosis; melanosome transport
Cellular component (GO): postsynaptic recycling endosome; transport vesicle; axon
Molecular function (GO): GTPase activity; GTP binding
Source: RefSeq, a predicted model, not a curated record
GCUCCCGCUCCCGCUCCCAGUCCUCGGCCUCCGCCGCGCCUCGGCGCCCCCCACCAUGGGCACCCGCGACGACGAGUACGACUAUCUCUUCAAAGUUGUUCUUAUUGGAGACUCUGGAGUAGGCAAGAGUAACCUUCUGUCUCGAUUUACUCGCAAUGAGUUUAACUUGGAAAGCAAAAGCACCAUUGGAGUAGAGUUUGCAACAAGAAGCAUUCAAGUUGAUGGGAAGACAAUAAAGGCUCAGAUAUGGGACACAGCAGGGCAGGAGCGAUACCGAGCUAUAACAUCAGCGUACUAUCGCGGAGCUGUAGGGGCAUUAUUGGUGUAUGACAUUGCUAAGCACCUUACUUACGAGAAUGUAGAGCGAUGGUUGAAAGAGCUGAGAGACCAUGCCGACAGCAAUAUUGUAAUCAUGCUUGUGGGAAACAAGAGUGACUUGCGCCACCUGAGAGCAGUCCCUACAGAUGAGGCCAGAGCUUUUGCAGAGAAGAAUGGUUUGUCAUUUAUCGAGACGUCUGCUUUAGACUCUACAAAUGUGGAAGCAGCUUUCCAGACUAUUCUGACAGAGAUCUAUCGUAUUGUUUCCCAGAAGCAAAUGUCCGACAGACGUGAAAACGAUAUGUCUCCAAGCAACAACGUGGUUCCCAUUCACGUCCCUCCAACCACUGAAAACAAACCAAAGAUGCAGUGCUGUCAGAACAUAUAGAAUUGUUCAUUCUUUCCUAAAAGGCUGUGUAUAUUCCCCAGGUCCAAGAUUUAAAUAUAUUUGUAAUUCUCGUGGUUACUUUCUUGUGUUUAGUUACUGCUUAUUCCUUCGGAAUUUCUCCAUGUCUUAAACACUUUGAUUUCAGUGUUUAUAAAUCUAUUGCUUCUAUGUGGCUGCAGUAUUUUCCCAACACCGACUUGUCGGUUUUGGUUCAGUAAAUUGUUUGGAACUGAACUCUUUUCUUUCCAACACGAUGCCCGCUAGUCAGAGCACGGACACCUUUAGUGAGCACUUGAAGACGUUAUUCUGCUCCUCGCAAAACAAUUACUGUCAGGUUAACUAGGAAAAUAUCUCUGGGCAGGAUAAUCUUCCCUUGUCGCAAGGUGUUGUAUACUGCAUCUAAAGCUUGAUGAAAUGCCCGUUGCUCUGAAGUGCAAUUUUAAUGUAAGUUAAAUGUUUUUUGGCUACAUCUUCAGAUUGUCAAGUUGAGGAUUUUUUUUCGAGAAUGUUAUGGGGGAGAAAAGAGAAUUUCUUGUGAACAAGCAGUGGGGUUCUUGCUACCUGUGAAUGAGCUUUUGUGGUUUGGCACCUGCUGCAGAGGAGGUUGUGAUGGGAGGCAGGGCUGCUGGGAGGCUGGCCGGGGAGACGCUGGUGGGACUCCGUUUGAGGUGCCUCUUGUGAAGAACGCGAAAGCACGAGCUGCGUAACCGAUGAAGGGUCACGCUGGCGCUGGAACUUGCAGCACGUUUUUGUGCUGCCCGAGACUUGGCCUCCACAGUGCUGGUGGUAUCAGGAUUUGAGGAUGCCUUUUUUCUUUCAUGGUACACAGGCUUGAAGGGUGUUGUCACGUAUUACAUAUCACAUUUAUUAAUACAUGCCACAUAUAUUAAUAUAUUCAAAUGCUUGAGUUGAUGAAUCAAUAACUUCCGCAACCUGCUCUUAGUUUUCAGUUCUGUUUCAUCUGGUAUUUUUAAAUUAUUCCAGUGGUUUGGUAUAUGUUCUUUAACAAAAACACCUGGAGUAGUUUUCUUACUGGAUGCGUUCCUUCUGGGGUCUGUCGCUCAGUACAAAUCAUCUGUUCAAUUAGCUUGUUCAGGGAUACAUGAACUGUGCCUUCUGUCACUGCACUCACUGCAUAUCACUCAGUAUGUGCUAUUCCCAAACACGUCAUUAAUAUUGAGCUUUGGGGGCUAUAGGCACUGAAUUUCUACAGUAUUUAAAAGAACUGUUUGUUGUAUAAAUGCCUGCAGUUAUUUAUACAAUUACAGGGAAGUAAUUGAUUGUUGGGGAUGUUUCUCAAACUCUGAUACGACCCGCUUGGAACAUCCAAAUCUGGGUAGGCACUACCAGCUGCGUUUCGUACCCAACCUUUCUGUCUUGCGGUGCUCAUGAUGUGUAAGGCACACGGAAGGCAUUGCUGUAGUCGGUCACUUGGUUUGUUUUUUUUAAUCCAUUUCUCCUCCUAGUAUUAGUUCUGAAGAUGCUAUUUUGAUCUGUUUGUAAAUUACUUUGUAUUUUAUGCAUGUACUGUACCUUGAUUCAUUAUUUUUUUAGAUUGAUUUAAAAUAUAUUCAUCCAUGAUUCUAAUAAAGAAUUACAGGGGACGACUCA